Molecule: messenger RNA, 1195 nt
Organism: Hemibagrus wyckioides
Lineage: Eukaryota; Metazoa; Chordata; Actinopteri; Siluriformes; Bagridae
Gene: hmgb1b
Product: high mobility group box 1b
Exons: 5
Coding region: 159-755 (198 amino acids)
Biological process (GO): regulation of transcription by RNA polymerase II
Cellular component (GO): nucleus
Molecular function (GO): DNA binding, bending
Source: RefSeq, a predicted model, not a curated record
UAGAAACUCUCCACUGUAUUCCGUAUUCUCUUGGGCAGAAGGACACAGACACGCGCACUUGGGAUAAGCGCGCGACGCUGUUGUAUUGUACUUCAAUCUACUAAUACACACAGAAUCUCUACGGAUAGAGGAGUCAAAUUUCCCCUUGAUUAGUCAAGAUGGUGAAAGAUCCAAGGAAGCCUAGAGGAAAAAUGUCCUCUUAUGCAUAUUUUGUGCAAACCUGUCGUGAGGAGCACAAGAAGAAGCACCCGGAUGCUAGUGUCAACUUCUCCGAGUUUUCCAAGAAGUGUUCAGAGCGAUGGAAGACAAUGUCACCCAAGGAGAAGAGCAAGUUCGAAGAUAUGGCAAAGCAGGAUAAGGUCCGUUAUGAGAGAGAAAUGAAGAACUACAUCCCUCCCAAGGGGGAGAAGAAGAAGCGCUUUAAGGACCCUAAUGCCCCCAAGAGACCUCCGUCAGCUUUCUUCAUUUUCUGCGGCGACUAUCGACCCAAGAUCAAGGGGGAGAAUCCGGGCCUGUCUAUUGGCGAUAUAGCCAAGAAGCUUGGAGAGAUGUGGAACAGCUCAUCAGCAGAAGUGAAGCAGCCUUAUGAGAAGAAAGCAGCCAAGUUGAAGGAGAAGUAUGACAAGGAUAUUGCGGCAUACCGCACAAAGGGUAUUGCUGGACUGUCCAAAUCGGAUCCGGGUGAUGAUGAUGACGAUGAUGAGGACGAAGAAGAGGAGGAUGAGGAAGACGACGAGGACGAUGACGAUGAGUAGAUACUGAUGGGGCCUGGAUUUUCGUUCAUGCCAUAAACCCAGUUGUACACGAUUCACAUCUUCAAACGUAAUACAACAGAACCAGUUGUUAGGCGUGUAUAUGGGAAGUUUUUAAGAUGUACAGUGUUAUUCUCCUUUUGUAAAGUUAACACUAUGUGUCUUCAGUCUUUUUUUUUUCCCCUUUGGUUAGUGGUAGCUCUUGCCUGAAGCAGUUUAAGGUGGAGGAGAACUGUUUCUCUGAAGGUGCAUAGCACAAUUAUACAAAUUCCGUAGAUCUGUAGUGUAUUAUCAUAUUAGUUUUAAAACUAUUUUUUCUUUUUUGUAUUUGCUGUCAUAAGGUCCUUUAACUGUACUUUGAAUACCACUCUAAUUACAAGAAUGCAGCUUUGUUUGACAUUCAAGAAUGUGUCCAAAAUAAACAUUUUCUUUUUUUAGAAAAA